AAGUCACUCCUUUCCUUCUUUUCCAAUAUGUCGGUUUUCGGGCCGGUUGUGAAGGUUCAUCCCGUCGUCCUCGCCUCCAUUUGCGACUCGUACGAGCGACGAAAUGAGGGAGCGAGUCGCGUGAUUGGCACCCUGUUGGGUACCAUCGACAAGCACUCGAUCGAGGUGACCAACUGCUUCUCUGUGCCCCACAAUGAGUCUGAAGACGAGGUCGCCGUUGACAUGGAGUUUGCCAAAAACAUGUACGAGCUACACAAGCGUGUCUCGCCCAGCGAGGUCAUCAUCGGCUGGUACGCCACAGGCUUCGAUAUCACUGAGCACUCUGUGCUCAUCCACGAGUACUACAGCCGCGAGGCAACCAACCCCAUCCACCUGACCGCUGACACAGCCCUGCAGAGCGGCAAGAUGAACAUUCGUGCCUACGUCAGUGCACAGAUGGGCGUGCCCGGGAAGACGGUCGGCGUGAUGUUUACUCCACUCACAGUCAAAUACGUCUACUAUGACACAGAGAGGAUAGGAGUGGACCUUUUGCAGAGGACACGCCUCACUACUAGUCGCGCCAAGGGCCUGACGUCGGACCUCUCCCAGGUGGCCGGCUCUGCUGCACGCGUUCAGGACAUGCUGACCACCGUGCUAGCAUACAUCGAGGAUGUGCUGUCUGGCAAGGUGACGGCAGACAACAGCGUGGGCCGCUUCCUGAUGGACCUGGUCAACAAGGUACCGACCAUCUCAGCGGAGGACUUUGAGAAUAUGAUCAACUCCAACAUCAACGACCUCUUGAUGGUGACGUACCUGUCCAACCUCACCCAAGCACAGAUCGCCCUUAACGAGAAGCUGGUGCUGCUCUGAGGCGCUAUUUAAUUUUUGGUUACAAGUUGCCCUUUUCUGAGAUGAAUAAAAGCUACAUAUUCCCAGAGUCCAUCCCCUCCUUGAAGCAGCUUGUGGUGUCAUUUGAUCACUGAUUUGACUUUCUAGGCACAUUUGUGAUACAGUACUCCAGGAAACAAACGGAUAGCAACACAAUUUAUCUGUAAAACCUGGUAUAAAUGUAGUCACGAUGGGAAUCAAUGACACCAUGAUCUCAAUAUCAUGCUGAAGUGACAACUGAUUUGAAGGUGCUCGAGUACUGUACAUAUUUGGUUUUAAUUUGGACUGUAUUGUUAGUUUGCAAUAUUGAUACUACAGUGAUAAUUGAUACAUUUGAAAUAAAAUCUAAAGUUGGUCAGUGUA
Molecule: messenger RNA, 1230 nt
Organism: Hippocampus comes (tiger tail seahorse)
Lineage: Eukaryota; Metazoa; Chordata; Actinopteri; Syngnathiformes; Syngnathidae
Gene: eif3f
Product: eukaryotic translation initiation factor 3, subunit F
Exons: 7
Coding region: 28-849 (273 amino acids)
Biological process (GO): translational initiation
Cellular component (GO): eukaryotic translation initiation factor 3 complex, eIF3m
Molecular function (GO): metallopeptidase activity; translation initiation factor binding; translation initiation factor activity
Source: RefSeq, a predicted model, not a curated record